AUGCUGGUAACCUAUUUGGAAGCCAGCCGGGACCUUUGCGAGACGGACUCAGUUCUUUUUGGCGCCGCAGUGGCAGCUUGCCGUAUUAUUGGCGCCAAACUUCCCAUGGCUGGACGCGCUACUAAACAAAGUAGCGCCAUCCCAGCCUGGAGAAAAAGAAUUGAGGACCGUAUCGUAAAGGCAAGGGCCCUUAUCGGCAGACUGAUAAGCUUCAGGUCGGGUAAUAAUAGACCGAGGGUUGUGCGCACCGUUAGAAUGGCGUUUGCUGGGACAAAUAUCAGUUUGUCCCAGCCGGAUAUCACGCAGAAACUAACGGAGCGCAUAGACGACCUGAAGCAAAAGAUUGCUGCUUGGGGGAAGCGGAUUCGCCGAUUUACCGAGAGGUCAAGGCGGUUCAACCAGAAUCGUCUCUUCCAGAGUGAUCAGAAGAGGCUCUACAAAGCUAACACUGUCGCAUUUUGGCGUGGCCUGUGGUCAGAGCCCGUAAACCACAGCGAGGGCCCUUGGACGGAAGUUGUGGCGAGUCAGGGUGCGAGUAUUACGCCCAUGGACCCCGUCAUCAUAACGCCGGAUGACGUAGCUGAGGCGGUCCGUAGAGCCCCGAACUGGAAAAGUCCGGGGAUCUUGACGGGCUGCAUCACUACUGGCUGA
Parnassius apollo (apollo) is the source of this 651-nucleotide messenger RNA. The record is from the annotation of a GenBank genome assembly. NCBI's taxonomy places the organism in Eukaryota, Metazoa, Arthropoda, Insecta, Lepidoptera, Papilionidae.